This is a messenger RNA of Myotis myotis, 3757 nucleotides long. RefSeq names its product transmembrane protein 30A (gene CDC50A). Gene Ontology annotation, biological process: phospholipid translocation. Gene Ontology annotation, cellular component: Golgi apparatus; plasma membrane; endoplasmic reticulum. Lineage: Eukaryota; Metazoa; Chordata; Mammalia; Chiroptera; Vespertilionidae. The transcript is spliced from 7 exons. The coding region runs from base 166 to 1251 and encodes 361 amino acids. The record is from RefSeq and is a predicted model, not a curated record.
AGCGAACACCAGCUUCCGGCCAAUGGCCGUCUGCGAAAGGGUGUCCCGCCUCUUCCGCUUUUACACAGGAGGUCGCAGCGGCGCCUGCGCGUCUACUGCCAGGGUCAGCAGGCCGAUCCCCUGGGCGGAACACCAGCGCCCGGCGGAGCCACGCCCGGGGGGUCCAUGGCGAUGAGCUAUAACUCGAAGGAUGAGGUGGACGGCGGGCCCCCGUGCGCUCCCGGGGGCGCCGCCAAGAACCGGAGGCCGGAUAACACGGCCUUCAAACAGCAGCGCCUGCCGGCUUGGCAACCCAUCCUUACGGCUGGCACGGUGCUCCCCACCUUCUUCAUCAUCGGCCUCAUCUUCAUCCCCAUUGGCAUCGGCAUCUUCGUCACCUCCAACAACAUCCGCGAGAUCGAGAUUGAUUAUACCGGAAUAGACCCUUCCAGUCCCUGCAAUAAAUGUUUGUCCCGGAAUGUGACACCUUGUAUUUGUACAAUUAACUUCACACUGGAACAGUCAUUUGAGGGCAAUGUGUUUAUGUAUUAUGGACUGUCUAAUUUCUAUCAAAACCAUCGUCGUUAUGUGAAAUCUCGAGAUGAUAGUCAACUAAAUGGAGAUCCUACUGCUUUACUUAAUCCCAGUAAGGAAUGUGAGCCUUAUCGAAGAAAUGAAGACAAACCAAUUGCUCCUUGUGGAGCUAUUGCCAACAGCAUGUUUAAUGAUACAUUAGAAUUGUUUCUGGUUGUCAAUGGAUCAUUUUCAACGGCAAUUCCUUUGAAAAAGAAAGGUAUUGCUUGGUGGACAGAUAAAAAUGUGAAAUUUAGAAACCCCCCUGGAGAAGGCCCCCUACAAGAACGAUUUAAAGAUACAACAAAGCCAGUAAACUGGGUUAAACCAGUAUACUUGCUGGAUUCUGACCAAGAUAAUAAUGGAUUCAUAAAUGAAGAUUUUAUUGUUUGGAUGCGUACUGCAGCAUUGCCUACUUUUCGUAAGUUAUAUCGUAUUAUAGAGCGGAAAAGUGAUUUACAUCCAACGUUACCAGCUGGAGACUACUUUUUGAAUAUCAAAUACAAUUACCCUGUACAUUCUUUUGAUGGACGAAAACGGAUGAUCUUAAGCACUAUUUCAUGGAUGGGAGGAAAAAAUCCAUUUUUGGGAAUUGCUUAUAUCACCACUGGAUCCAUCUCCUUCCUUCUGGGAGUUGUAUUGCUAGUAAUUAAUCAUAAAUAUAGAAACAGUAGUAAUACUGCUGACAUUACCAUUUAAUUUUAUAUUCUGAAAACAAACUUACCGCAUGUACAUCAAGGCCAGUUCUGUUCAGCCUAGCUUUUGAAUGCCGAUGUCUGGUUAGUAUGUCAUUUUUGAGGUUGGCAUACCACUUUUUAUUUAAAAAAACAGUCUUUGUCCUUUACUUCAUUCCUAUGGAUGACUUAUGAAAAUAGAUGAUGGGUAUAAAACAAAUUAACUUUAUUGAUCAUGUCAGCACUGUAACUACUGAAAUGGCAUUCUAAUGUUUGCUUUUUGAUGGGACAGCCCAUAUGCAUAGAGCCUCUAUCAUGUGAAAUGUGUCUGCUGCUUAAAUGUUUAUGCUGUGUUGAUAAAUAUUAUAUUGACAUACGUGCUGUAUAUGUGUGCCUAUUGUGUAAAGAGAGGAAUUACAAGAUGUAUGAGUAUAAUGCUUUGCUAACCUUCAGGAUUCAAAGUCAUGAAAAAAUGAAGAAAGACCAAAUCUAAAUAAAACACUUCAUCAUUGUCAUGUGUCAUGUGUAAAGGCUUAAAGUACCAUCUUUGGUGAGGUGGUUCAUAUAUUUAAUUUAUCCAGUACAGUUCUUUGUCAAGCUUAGUUUUGAUUUCACCUUUGAAGUCUUACUUAUGCUCAUGUCUGAAGAGGUCAGGUAGGAGAAUUUAAAAUUCGUCUUUCCAUUUGGUUAAGAUGUUGCAGUCAGGAACCCCAAUUCACUUGAUAUGUUUUUACAUGUGAUCAUGGAAAUACCUCAAGCUGUUUUUAUUUUGCCGGUAAGUGUUUUGACUUCAGUACUAAUAUUACAUUGCAGAAAUUUUGGAAAAUAGUAACCUUUAUUUCCUCUGUAUUUCAUUCAAUUUUUGCAUAUAGGUCAAAUAUGGAUGUGUAUGCACAUUCUCUUUAGUUAAUGCAACAAUAGUUUUGGUUGGUUUUCCUAAUACAUUUUAUAUAUAUAUAUAUUUUAAUCCUCAUCUGAGGACAUGUUUUUUUUUAAUUGAUUUGAGAGAGAGAGAGAGACAUCCAUGUGAGAGAAAAACAUUGAUUGGUUGUCUCCCACACGCAUCCAAACUGGGAUCCAAUCCACAACCUAGGUAUGUGUCCUGACUGGGAACUGAACCUACAACUUUUUAGUGUAUAGCAUGAUGCUCCAACCAAAUGGAUCACCCGGCCAGGCCUAAGAAAUAUUUGAAAAAGUGGUUCUUUAAAUUUCCUUAUUAAAUUCUGGAGAUUUUUGAGUAUAUACAUUAUAAAUUAUAUAUGGUUGAAGCUGUUGUAUUUUCUAUCACUGGAAUUAUUUUAAUAUUCCUUAUUGAAUAAAUGUUGUAAUUUGUUUGCUAUAAAACUUAUUCUUGAAUGCAAACUUAUUUUUUCACAUUCAUGAAAAUGUAUGAAUUAGAGGACUUAAUCUCAUUGAAAUUGCUUUUUUUUUUUUUUUUUUUUACUCAUAUGUUUAUAUAGAAGAAUGCCUGCUAAUUUAGAAUUUGUAAUGGUUUCCUUCAGUUAUAUUUUAAAUCAGAAGGUCUGGGUAAUGUAUCAAUUUUGAUUAGUAUGUUUUUUAAAAAACCAAAACCAAAAAAAUAACGUAAUAGUAGGAAUGUGCCACACCUAAGUUUUGUAUAGCGUGACUUUUAAUUUGUUGAAUAUUACUUGCAUGAGGUACUUAAUAUAUGAUUAUACUGAAAUUUCUGAGUGCACAGGGUAUUUUUUUGUCUGAAAAUAGUCUUGGUUUGUCAGUCUUUCAGAAUAUUAUUAUUUGUUCUCAUAACUGACCCUCUUACCCAUGGCAGUUGAUCUUCUGGAAUACAUUACUGGGGGAGAGGGGUCCUCCUGCUGGUUGUCCAGAUUGAGUUUGUUCUGUUUAAGGAGGACUUCCAUCCCGCAUCCCCUUUUCUAAUUGGGGGACCAAAGGUGCUGCUAAAGAAAUGUUGAAGAGCCCUUCCAACAUUUUCUCAUCUGUGAAGAUGAAAUCUUAAAAUAUAUUUGGAGUUUUAUCUAUUUUAUAACUACACUGAUGGCUUUAGUUUCUUCUGUCUCCUCCCCUUUGAGCUCUAAGGGAUUCCUUUUGGUAAAUAUGAAGAAUGUGGAACAUUUAUAUGGCCUCUGUAAAAUAUUGGUAAAUAUGAAGAAUGUGGAACAUUCAUAUGGCCUCUUUCUUGUGGGCUUUAUGCUCAUUUUUUGGAAACAUUAAUGUAAUAUUCAACUUUCAAAGAAUUAUGUUUAAUUUUAAGACAACUAGGUUAAAUAGAAGACAUUGAAGAAUGCAUUAACUUGCAGGAAAUAUUUUGAUAUGUGAAGUUUCUCAAUUGAAGGAAUUAUUAGUAAGUAAAAACUAAGAAAUGUCAUUGAAAUAAGGCAGUUUAAAAAUAAAUUGGUAAAAAUAACUGUAUUAUCAAAUAGAGAAUUAUUCAACCAAGAGGAGAGUCAAAUGAAUAUUAUUUAUUGAUUAGUAAGUUUAUUUGUAAUCUUGAUUAUGUUAAAAGAUAGCUUUCUGUUAGUAUGUUCUGUAUUAAUAAAAAUGAACAAAAUUAA